Hordeum vulgare subsp. vulgare (domesticated barley) is the source of this 1974-nucleotide messenger RNA. RefSeq names its product glycosyltransferase family 92 protein Os08g0121900-like. The transcript has a single exon. The coding region runs from base 81 to 1808 and encodes 575 amino acids. The record is from RefSeq and is a predicted model, not a curated record. NCBI's taxonomy places the organism in Eukaryota, Viridiplantae, Streptophyta, Magnoliopsida, Poales, Poaceae.
GUUGCUACCACGGUGGCUUGCGUGCCCGCCGACCCCCAUCAUCCCUUUCAUCUCGUCCCCCGCCGCCGCCGCCGGGGGCCAUGCAGCUGCACGCGCGCCGGCGGCACGCCGUGGCGCGGUGCCGCCUGCUGAUCGCCGCCGCGGCCGUCGCCAUGUCGCUCGCCGCGGUCCUCUGCUUCAGCCGCGUCGACCCCGCCGGCCUGCUCGUCGCGCCCGCCCGCGCGCUGCAGCUCGUCCCGGCGCGCAGGCUGCACGUCCGCCUCGGCGCCGUCAAAGGGACUGCUGCCACUGCCGCUGGACGGAAGUCCCGGUCCCCGCCGUUGGAGACUGAGGCCGUGCUGAUGCCCGACUGGGAGGUGCUCGUCCUGCUCCGUCCCGGCGCCGCAGACGACACUGGGGGGAACGCGACGUGCGCGUUCGGCCGCGGGGCGUCGUCGCCCGCGCGCGCGCUCGGGAGAUUGCCGGCGUCCGGGCGUCACGCGUACCUCUGCGUCGUGCCCGGGCCGGCGCGCAGGCAGAGGCGGCUCCGCGCACCGCGGCUCGUGAUCGCCUCCUCCUCAUCGGCUUCGAUGGUUAGUACCGCCACCGGCGGUGGCAAAUCGCACGAGAUUCUGAGGUGGAGCGGCCGGCUGGUGUACGAGUCCGCGGUGGUCACCGGCGGCGACGUGCUCGUCUUCGCAAAGGGGGUCAACCCGCGGCAGGGCGUGAACCGUGCGGCCUCCGACAUCCGGUGCGUGUACUACCGCCGCGCAGGCCCCGGUGGCGAUGACGGUGUCGUGGCCACGCUCCCCGCGGCCACCUCGGCGCAGCAGGUGUUCCGGUGCCCGCCUCCGCCGUCGGCCGCCGCAUCCCACGAGCUCCGCGUCACGCUCACCGUCGCCGGGGAAGACCCCCUCCCUUCCCUGGCCGUCUACACCCCGCCGCGCUCUGGAUCGUCAUCGACGCCGGCGCCGGAGAAGAAGCUGAUCUGCGCUUGCACCAUGGUGCGCGACGUGGCCAAGUUCCUGCCGGAGUGGGUGGUGUACCACGCGGCCGUGGGCGUGGACCGCUUCUACCUCUACGACAACGGGAGCGAGGACGACCUGGAAGACCAGGUCCACCGCCUCAACUCAGCCGGGUACAACAUCUCCACCGUGACAUGGCCGUGGGCCAAGGCCCAGGAGGCCGGAUUCUCCCACGGCGCCGGCGUGCUCCGCGACUCCUGCGAGUGGAUGGCAUUCGUCGACGUCGACGAGUUCAUCUUCUCCCCAACAUGGAACCAAUCCAAGGCCCCGACGGAAUCCAUGCUCCGGUCGAUCGUAUCGACGGCCAAACCGGACGUGGGCCGGGUGUCCCUAAGGUGCGCUGACUUCGGGCCCUCGGGCCAGACCUCGAACCCAAAGGAAGGGGUCACCCAAGGCUACACGUGCCGGAGGCGCGCCGAGGAGCGGCACAAGUCGUUGCUCCGGCUCGACGCGGUGGACGACUCGUUGCUCAACUCGAUCCAUCACUUCACCCUUCGGCCCGGGUUUCGGGUCGAGUGGAGCAAACGGGUCCGUGUGAACCACUACAAGUACCAAGCUUGGGAGGAGUUCAAGGUCAAGUUCAGGCGUCGGGUGUCGACGUACGUGGCGGACUGGACCGACCCGGUGAACAUCCAAUCCAAGGACCGGACCCCCGGCCUAGGUUUUGAGGCGGUCGAACCGGUCGGUUGGACGCACAAGUUUUGCGAGGUGAACGACACCCUCCUCCACGACGCCACCCGGAGAUGGUUCGGGGUCGGGUUUGGGAACAAUCUCAACCUCACACAAGCUCAUCAUCGUAGCUGAUGCGUUGCAGUGUAGUACAAAAACAAGAAGAUUAGGAUACAGCAACACUGAUUCUUACUUGUAUAAACAUUGUUGGGUUAGGAACUAUAGGACUACACGGUCCCUUUUCUUGUACAAAAAAGGUUGCUUGGUUUUGAACAUAUAUAGUAUAUUCUGAUGAUGGAUA